AUGUCUCACUUCAACUUGUCAUUAUCAACGCGAUCCAAGAAGAUGUCAAAGUCCUGGAAUUGUAAUUCAACAAAGAGUUGGAGAACACAAUUUCGCAAACAAUUUGAAGUCGAGCGCAAUUGGAAACAGGGCAGAUACCAGGUGUCGACGGAAGAUGGACACAACUGUGGCGUGUUCACAUUAGCAUUCAAAGAGCAUAUACUGUUGACGGGAUCAUUCGAGAAGAAUGUCAGGAUUUGGGAUCGCAAGAACAUGAUCAAAGUGGGCAGCAUCGCCGGACAUCAAGGUUGGGUCUGGAAGGUGCUGCUCGAGCAGUCGAGUGCAUCCCACGAGCUAAUCAGUAUGAGUGCCAGCCAAGAUGCAUGCAUACAUGUCACCAACCUGAGCCAGACCAAUGCCAAACUUGCCAACAAUCAUCACUAUGUCGUCGGCGAGAACAGUCCUUCCAGUUACUCUGCGACGAUCAAGAGCAAACCGAUACAGCCAUCAACAAGAUUGAUUGGGCACAAGGGAACGGUGUGGACGAUUGACGCCGACAAGGAUCUGAGGACCGUGUAUAGUGGCAGCAGCGACUACUUUGUCAAAAGAUGGGACAUCGAGACCCAAAAGUCUUGCAACAUUGGCAAGCAUCAUGAUGUUGUGCUGUGUCUCACGAGAGGCAGCAGCGGUAACCACUUUGUCGUGUCAGGCUCAGCAGACCGAACCGUCAAGCUAUGGGACAUUAGAUCGUCUCAUCAUAAUGGCGCAAGGAUGUCAUUGUCUGGCAACACUGGCUGUAUCAACAGCGUGGCAUUCAAGGGCAACCUUAUCGUGGCGGGCGGUGACGACAAGGUAGUGCGAGUGUACGAUGUUCGCAAUGGACAAUGUAUCAAUGUUGUUCAAGGACAUAACGAAGCGAUACGCGUGCUAAGGAUCAAGGGUAAUAGAAUGGUUACCGGCUCCAGUGACAAGACUAUCAAGGUAUGGAACAUGGACAAUUUGGAGCAUCCGGUCAACACUCUGCGCGGCCAUACUGGAUCGGUUGUCAGUCUACAGUUUGACCAUAAGAAGAUCAUCAGCGGAUCGUUGGAUUCAACCAUCAAGAAGUGGAGCUUCGACCUGUUGAGUUGUCCCAAGGGAGGUGUUGGCGCGUCACCCAACAAAGUGCCAAUCUCCCGCCAAACCAGACCAUCACGAGACAGGACAUGGAACAACAAGCAGGCACCAUUCCAAUCACCAACGCCUUUUAGAUUGAAUGAAUGA
Messenger RNA from Acytostelium subglobosum LB1, 1242 nucleotides. RefSeq lists its product as hypothetical. The coding region runs from base 1 to 1242 and encodes 413 amino acids. The record is from RefSeq and is a predicted model, not a curated record. Lineage: Eukaryota; Evosea; Eumycetozoa; Acytosteliales; Acytosteliaceae. The transcript has a single exon. Gene Ontology annotation, molecular function: protein binding.